GAGGCUAGUAGUGUGUCAACAAGUGAUCUUUCAGAAUUCCAACGUAAUUUACAAAAUAUUAUCCAAGAAUAUGCAUUGAAUGACAUUUUUAAUGCAGAUGAAACAAGACUAUUUUUUCAUAUGGCACCUAAUCAAACGUUGGCAUCUCGACCCCAUCCAGAUUAG
Molecule: messenger RNA, 165 nt
Organism: Scutellospora calospora
Lineage: Eukaryota; Fungi; Glomeromycota; Glomeromycetes; Diversisporales; Gigasporaceae
Source: the annotation of a GenBank genome assembly